AUGGCGAGACCAGAUGUUGCCCGAGACCGACCGAUGCACGAUCGGAUGGCAGAUGAUACCUACCGGAGACGAGUCGUUGCUGAGCUGCAGGAGAAAUCUAGCCAGCAUAUGUCAUCGCAAGACUCCCACGGCAAGGGAACCGACGACCUUAUCUACAAGUUGCUAGAGAAGGCCGAGCAGCCGAACACAGACAGUAGCAAGGGCGUAGUUGAGGCGCUGUUUUGCACCGGCGAUGAAGCGGCAAGCCUGGCUGAGUCCGGAUCUCCUCACGACGCUCCGAUAAUCACGGAAGGCCAACAGCAAUUCCGAUGGAGCAUGGGCGACAGACCCAUUGCUCAGCUUUUCCGGCGAAUGGGCUUCCUGGACAAGUCGGUCUCCGUGCAAAUACCAUCUCGCGGUUCUACUAAGCGGUCAUAUGAAGUCCGGAAACUCGGUGAAGUCCGGAAACGGUUCCUUACCCAGGACAGCACCGACGACCCGUGGAACAUUCUCGAUUUGCAGAGCCCCCUGCCUCAUUCCAUGCCAAACUUCUUGACGGGCGAGAACUGUCAGCUUCUCCUUCAAGUCCGCAAUGCGGUGCUGAUGGAGGAUAGCGCUGAAAGGGUAGUAGCAUCAACGCAGGAGUGGAACGAGUGGAAGAACGUUCUCGACUGGGUCCUAUUGUCGGAAGGGGGCCACAACACGGCGCCGCAUAUGGACAGUCACGGCUUUGCUACGUGGAUCACUGCCCAGGAAGGGUCGAUCGGGUUCGGCUGGAUGUCUUGUCCGACGGAGGAGGAGCGAAAUUCGUGGACGGCCGAUCCCCACCAACAUACAGGUGGCCGCUGGAGAUAUAUUAUCCUGAAGCCUGGCCAGUCUGUUUUCUUCAUGCCGGGGACGAUUCAUUUUGUGUUCCGGGUGCGCCAGCAUCAGACGUUGGCGCUUGGUGGCCACGUCCUUCAGUGGACAGACAUCAGGCGCUGGAUGCAAGUCAUGCUUGCUCAGAUAACGAACUCGGCCAUUACCAACGAAGACAUGAGGCGGAGCGCGCCGAAAUACGUCCUCGCUGUGGCGAAGCUCGUCAAAGCUAGGGCAGAGGAAGGUGAGGCGGAACAGCUCGGGGGCGGAGCUGCGGUCACGCAGUUCUUCGCAUCCGUGAAGGUAGGGCUCCCGCGGACAUCCGGAGAUAAAGGCUAA
Microdochium trichocladiopsis is the source of this 1176-nucleotide messenger RNA. RefSeq lists its product as uncharacterized. The record is from RefSeq and is a predicted model, not a curated record. The coding region runs from base 1 to 1176 and encodes 391 amino acids. The transcript has a single exon. Lineage: Eukaryota; Fungi; Ascomycota; Sordariomycetes; Xylariales; Microdochiaceae.